GCCAAGCGCAGGUAACUUAGAAAAAAAGAGUUGUUGGCUUGUUAUGGUAUUGGCUUGAAAGAGACCCGGAUUCUCCCCCCACCCUCCUUUACCAGUUAGACCAGUAACUCAGGAAAAGGCAAACACUCGAGUACUGGAUCAGUUUUUACCCUUGUGGUCCCUGAUGGCUUCGCACAGUGAUACUCUGGUGGUGUUCUUUGGGGCAACAGCUGGUGCAAAUGGGGGUAAACUGGGUUCGGAUGAGAGGGAAAUAAUUCUCUUGGUGUGGCAAAUUGUGGAUCUACGUGAGAAAAAGGUGGGGAAGCUUCAACGACGUCUCGUAAAACCAGACACUUUGGAAUUGACAGAUCAAUGUAAAGAGGAGACCGGUUUAACUUUAGACGAACUCUGCAAAGCAGAACCUUUGGACCGAAUUCUGCAACAGUUCCAGCAGGCAGUCUCCAGUGAGCUGAAGGCUCUGGGCAGAAGCUCCUACACACUCUGCGUCGACGGGCCCCUCCUCAUUAGGCAGGCCUUCCAUCCAGAAGCUUCCAAAAAGAACUUCGUCCUCCCCGACUGUUUCUUCUCCUUCGUGGACCUGCGGAAAGAGUUCCACAAAUGCUGUCCGGACGCCGGCUCGGCCGAGGACCUGACCGUGGCCUCCAUGCUGCAGCAUGUCUGCGCCCCUCCCACAGACACGGAGCAGGUCGCCGGGGUGCGGGAGGUUAAGGGGAUGGUGCUGCUGACGUUGCACCUGUUGUCUGAUCCCUACAAUCACAAAUUUACCGGUCUUGAAACCGUGAAGUACAAAUUUGAGUCCGGGGCAUGCAGUAAGAUGGAGCCGGUGGACAGCGAGACUGUGAUUCGAGCCAGGGGGUUGCCGUGGCAGUCGUCUGACCAGGACAUCGCCCGAUUCUUCAAGGGGCUAAACAUCGCAAAGGGCGGUGUGGCGCUUUGUCUGAACGCUCAGGGCCGGAGGAACGGAGAGGCCCUGGUGCGCUUUAUAAACCCUGAGCACAGAGACCUGGCCCUGGAGCGCCACAAGCACCACAUGGGAAACCGCUACAUCGAGGUGUACAAGGCGACGGGAGAGGAGUUCCUGAAAAUAGCUGGAGGAACCUCGAACGAGGUGGCCCAGUUCCUGUCGAAGGAGAACCAGGUGAUCAUCCGCAUGCGCGGGCUGCCCUUCACCGCCUCGCCCGAGGACGUGCUGGGCUUCCUGGGGCCCGAGUGCCCCGUCACCGACGGCGGCGAGGGGCUGCUCUUCGUCAAGUACCCCGACGGGCGGCCCACGGGCGACGCCUUCGUGCUCUUCGCCUGCGAGGAGUACGCCCUCAACGCCCUCAAGAGGCACAAGCAGAUCCUGGGGAAGAGAUACAUAGAGCUGUUCCGCAGCACGGCCGCCGAGGUCCAGCAGGUCCUGAACCGCUACAUGUCCACGCCGCUGAUCUCCACCCUGCCCCCGACCCCGGCCCCCAUGGUGCCGGUCCCCGUCAUGGCCACGCCCCCCUUCCUGACCUCCAGCAGCAGUCGGGACUGCGUCCGGCUCAGGGGGCUGCCCUACACCGCCGCCAUCGAGGACAUCCUGGAGUUCAUGGGCGAGCACACCGUGGACAUCAAGCCGCACGGCGUGCACAUGGUGCUCAACCAGCAGGGCCGUCCCUCGGGAGACGCCUUCAUCCAGAUGAAGUCGCCGGACCGCGCCUUCAUGGUGGCCCAGAAGUGCCAUAAGAAGAUGAUGAAGGACCGCUACGUGGAGGUGUUCCAGUGCUCCACGGAGGAGAUGAGCUUCGUGCUGAUGGGCGGCACUCUCAACCGCAGUGGCCUCUCACCCCCACCCUGCAAACUCCCAUGCCUGUCUCCGCCCACCUACGCCGCGUUCCAGCCUCCCGCCGCCAUGCUCCCCGCCGAGGCGGCCUUCUUCCAGCCCCCCCUGCUGGCCACGCCUCGCGCCGCGCAGCCCCCCGCCCACAGCGCCGCCCACGCCCUGGCCUACUACCCGCCCCAGGCCCACGCCCAGCUCUACAUGAACAUGAAUAUGAACUACACCGCGUACUACCCCAGUGACGGGGCAGGAGAGGACGGUCUCUCACGCGAUGGGGUUUCGUUUCCCAGCCCCCCCGUCUCCCCGUCGACGGUGGGCUACUUCGCGGCCCCGCCCGGCGCCAUGGCCGCGGCUGUGGCGGCCCCCCCUCCGGCCCCCAUCAUGCCCCAGACGGGAGCCCUGGUCAGGAUGCAGGGCCUGCCGUUCAACACGGGCGUCAAAGACAUCCUCAGCUUCUUCCAGGGAUACCAGUACGCUCCUGAUGACUACGGCAGCGUGGUGCAGCUGACUGAUCAGGGGCGGGGCCUGAUUCAGCCCAAAGAGUGGCUCUGUCUCUGACGAGCCGAAGGAGCUCCAGGCGGACGCCGUCCUCGUCCUCUACAACCUGAGCGGCCAGCGGAGCGGGGAGGCCCUGGUGACCUUCCCCAGCCGGGAGGCGGCCAGGCAGGCCGUGGCCGAGCUCUCCAGCCGCCCCCUCUCCGGAC
Messenger RNA from Anguilla anguilla (European eel), 2508 nucleotides. RefSeq names its product epithelial splicing regulatory protein 2-like. Lineage: Eukaryota; Metazoa; Chordata; Actinopteri; Anguilliformes; Anguillidae. Gene Ontology annotation, cellular component: ribonucleoprotein complex; nucleoplasm. The transcript has 17 exons. Gene Ontology annotation, biological process: regulation of RNA splicing. Gene Ontology annotation, molecular function: mRNA binding. Bases 164 to 2362 code for a protein of 732 amino acids. The record is from RefSeq and is a predicted model, not a curated record.